AUGAGAAACUUCCCUGACGACGAGAGGGAGCGGAGCGUGGAUAAAAAGGAGGAGAGAGAUUUAAAGAACGAGUUGCAUGGUCCUCCAGAGCACCGACUGUGGUGGUCCCAGUGCAUGGUCCUCCAGAGCACCGACUGUGGUGGUCCCAGUGCAUGGUCCUCCAGAGACUGUGGUGGUCCCAGUGCAUGGUCCUCCAGAGCACCGACUGUGGUGGUCCCAGUGCAUGGUCCUCGGGGUCAGUGGAAAAGUUCAUACAUUUCAUCAUCGGACUGA
Molecule: messenger RNA, 273 nt
Organism: Knipowitschia caucasica
Lineage: Eukaryota; Metazoa; Chordata; Actinopteri; Gobiiformes; Gobiidae
Source: the annotation of a GenBank genome assembly